Molecule: messenger RNA, 624 nt
Organism: Nerophis lumbriciformis (worm pipefish)
Lineage: Eukaryota; Metazoa; Chordata; Actinopteri; Syngnathiformes; Syngnathidae
Source: RefSeq, a predicted model, not a curated record
AUGACCAACUGGGUGUGCUGCAAUGUCUGUUUUCAUCCCCCUUCUGCCCAAAUUCGACUGGCCAUCACGUCGUGCGGCCACGUAUUUUGUUCUAAGUGCGCCUACAGAGGUAAACAAGGCAAGUGUCUGGUCUGCAAUGAGAAAUGUCAAAUUUCAGCUCUUUCUGACAAAACGCCCCCGGAUGUGAAGACCCUGUUCUUUGACAUUGACCAUACGACAAACGAGCAUUUAUUAGAGAUUGUCAAAGUUCUAAGGUUCCAGGCCAGACAUUCUAAAAGAUUGCUCACACACUACCGGGAAAGGAAUGAGAAACUGGAGGAGGGCUGGCUUAAGAUGAAGCAAGAAAAUCAGCAGAUGGCCAACCAACUGAAAGAACAGCACGCCUACAUCAGUGAACUGAAACAUUCACUUCAAAGUUUAAAGGCCUCAUCAAUGGGCCACGGCUCCCAAGGUGCACACGGAAGAAAUGAGAUGGCGAGAAUAUUUUUUCUUGAGGAGGCAAGAAAAAUGGUGUUGGAGGAGGAAUGUCCCACAGACUCAAUGGAUGAAAAGGAUGAUGUGUCACAAGACUAUGAUGAAGAUUUUGAGCCACUUGUAGGAGAGGAGGAAGAGGAUGAUGAUUAG